Ostrea edulis (European flat oyster) is the source of this 1779-nucleotide messenger RNA. RefSeq lists its product as uncharacterized. Gene Ontology annotation, biological process: protein ubiquitination. The record is from RefSeq and is a predicted model, not a curated record. The transcript has 7 exons. Gene Ontology annotation, molecular function: protein binding. Bases 248 to 1666 code for a protein of 472 amino acids. Gene Ontology annotation, cellular component: SCF ubiquitin ligase complex; Cul4-RING E3 ubiquitin ligase complex. NCBI's taxonomy places the organism in Eukaryota, Metazoa, Mollusca, Bivalvia, Ostreida, Ostreidae.
UAACUUUAAACUGCAUUUAUAUACGUACCAACAUGCAACAGGAUUUCAUUUUGUCUCUGGAUCACUAUGUUUGUUAGGACGGACGGGCGAAACAAAUGCCUUACUGAUUGUCAGGUGGUUACAGUGAACUCAGUUCGAUAAUAAUGCCUGACUGACUGAAUUAAAGAUCAUUUAGUUUUAAAAUGACACUACUGUACAUAACCUAAUUGUUCGCAGUUUCGUAUUAGAGUUAUCUUCCUUUGGGAAAAUGGAAGAUACCUGGAAAAGCCUAACGGAUCCAGUUUUGUUGGUGGUAUUUUCUUAUUUGGAUGUACGAGAAUUAAACAUCGCUUCGAGAACUUGCAAGAAUUGGUAUCGUGUAGCUCAAGACGAAAGUUUAUGGAAAUGUCUGACAUUCAGACGACUUGGAUGUCGAUACUCGCGUCAUAAUGCGAUAAGUUGGAAAUCGGAACUAAAGCGACUGACGUACCAUGUGCCAGUAUAUCUACAUCAAACAUGUGAGGGUCACGUGGACGAAGUAUAUUACGUCUGCUUCUCCAACAGUGGACAGCUGCUUGCUACAUGUGGAGCAGACGGUAUUGUAAAUAUUUGGAGGUAUGGCCAUGAUACUGCAUUGAUGCAUUCCAAACAAAUUGUAGAUAAUCCUUCUUACGUGAACUACGUGGAAUUUAACAAGGCGGAGACGCACCUGCUUGUACACUGUGUGUGCAGGGAGGAUGAGUUCUUCAACACAGUCGCAAUUCUCUCCAUAGAAAAGGGGGCUAUACAAAUAGUGGCGGCCAGGAGUUCUGAAAUUCCGCAAUUUAGAGGUACAUGGCUCAGUAACAACACGUUCUUGAAUGCAGAUACAACCGAUUCUUCGUCUCCCGAUGACUGGAAAUUAACUGCUUGUAAGCUUAUGGAUGAGGUUUUAGAUGAGAAUGAUCCGUCUUUGGGGCUUCGCAUUCAGAAUUUUCUGUCAAAGAAAAAUUUGGACGUGAAAAUACUCCUGCAUAUGGAAGGUAUGGCGUUUUAUGCUAAUUUUGUGAAAGUAAUAGACUGGUCAGAAUGGAACUAUGACGUAGCAAAUGGACAACAAACAAAUACAACCACAAACGAAAUGGUGACAGCGCUCUACUUACAGAGCAAAAAUUUAGAGAAACACAACAGAAUCGUAUUCUACAAAAUUAACUUGGACUCUCCCGAUCCAGUGGCACCUCAACCUAUCAAGACAAUUGUAAUCAACAGCGAAUGCUUAGGGAUUCAGCUGUCAGAGGACCACAGGUGCUUGGUGUACAACUUAAGGCGAUUAUCUGCUGAUGAGUACAAUAUCUGGCACGAAAAGGAAGUCGUCACUAUGGUAAUCAACUUGAAAAAAAUGGAAGAAAAACCGGAAACAUUCGAUGACAACAAACCCCUAGAAAAUUCUUUUAACCUAUCGUACUUCUUUCCAAGUGUAUCUACCGACCUUGUUGCAAAUGAAUCAGACCCAGAUAUUGUUCAUCUAUGGGAUCGUCACUCGCAUCAAAUUGUUUCGAGGUUGUCACAUCGGCUUCCAAACGCACCCACGCAGAACGGCGUGAGUGCCGUUGCAUUUCACCCACGUGACCAGGAAGUCCUCGUCAGUGUAGCAGAUGAUCGCAAACUUAGAAUAUGGAUGUCUACGAAUAGACAAAGACAUUGUUGAGACUAUAACUAUACAUAUGUAACAACUCGCUCUCCUUUACGAUACAUGGAUCAUAGGCAUGAGCUUUUAGAAACGUAAAAGUCUUGGUCGAAAUAAAAUUGUGUUUUAAAAUA